This is a messenger RNA of Quercus lobata, 2218 nucleotides long. RefSeq names its product protein HESO1-like. Bases 310 to 1821 code for a protein of 503 amino acids. Lineage: Eukaryota; Viridiplantae; Streptophyta; Magnoliopsida; Fagales; Fagaceae. The transcript is spliced from 12 exons. Gene Ontology annotation, molecular function: RNA uridylyltransferase activity. The record is from RefSeq and is a predicted model, not a curated record.
GGAGAGUGCGGACAACCCAACAAGUAUUCUUCUUUGUUACCCAGCUUUUCCUUUUCCGUACCUCGUUAAAGGUCCCACAAAAUCUAGAAAAAAAAUCCCUCUCACUAAGCAAAGCCCUUCUACUAUACACUCUACAACUAUAUCAUGGUAUGUACAUUGUACUAAUAUAUUAUUGUAAAUAAAGUUCUCAACUUGGUUUGCCUUAUAAAAGGCAAUCUGAUAGCGUCGCUUAGGAUUCGUUGGGAGUCCUAGACCUAUUCCUAGUAAAGGUGGUAGAAAAAAGUCUCAGUCAGGCUUUCAGAAAUAAAAAUGAGUGCCAAUAGUACAUUGGAGCAUAUACUCGUGGAAAUACUCAAAGUGCUCAAGCCUAAGCAGGAGGAUUUGGCGACACGGGCUCAAGUCAUUAAUGAACUACAAGAAGUCGUUGAAUCUGUGCAAAGUUUGAGAGGGGCAGCAGUGGAGCCAUUUGGUUCAUUUGUGUCCAAUUUGUUCACAAAAUGGGGUGACGUGGAUAUCUCUAUCUAUUUACCCAAGGAGGGUGGAUAUAUUUCAUAUGUUGAAAAUGACCGCAAGCAAAGAUUACUUAUGGAUUUGCAAAAUCCUUUGAGAGGUCAAUGGCAGAUGGUGCAAUUAAUCCCUGCAAAAGUUCCAAUUCUAAAAUGCGAGAGUAGCCACAAGAUCUUUUGUGAUAUAUCAAUUGAUAACUUGAAGGGCCAAAUGAAGUCCAAACUCUUUUUGUGGAUCAGUGAGAUAGAUGGGCGAUUUCGUGACAUGAUUUUACUGGUCAAGGAAUGGGCAAAGUCACAUGACAUAAAUGAUCCAAUUAGUGGGACUAUCAACUCAUACUCUCUCAGUUUGCUUGUGAUAUUCCAUUUUCAGACAUGUGAACCUGCAAUUUUUCCACCUCUUAAAGAUAUAUACGCUGGAAAUGUUGCUGAUGAUCUUCAAGGUCUGAGAACUGUUGCAGAGAGAAAUAUUGCCGACGCUUGUGCUGCUAACAUAAAAAGGUUCAGAAAAAACAUAUUCAGACGAGUUAAUCACAGUUCUUUGUCUGAACUUUUUAUUUCGUUCCUUGCAAAGUUUUCUAACAUCGGUGACAAGGCCUCAGAGCAAGGAAUUUGUACCAAAACUGGAGAGUGGGUGUGCAGAAGGAGCAAUAAAAGAUGGUCGCUGAAAACUGAUCCAAUAUUGAUUGAGGAUCCUUUUGAGCAGCCAGAAAAUUCUGCGAAGGCUGUUAAAAUAAGUGGGUUGACAAGGAUAUCUGAAGCAUUUGAGAUCAGCCGCCGUAGGCUUAGUUCAGCUGAUCAGAAUCAGGAUUCUCUGCUUGUCACACUUGUUCGAUCACAAGUAUCCCAGGAAAUAAGAGCAUGUCUUAGCAAUCCAGUUUCUUAUGGUGGGGGCUACCAGUCCCACCUAACACAUCCACAUGUGCACAGGAAUGUGAACUUACAGGCAGAAACUCAGAACAAAUUUCAGAACUUGAGGUUGGAAAGCAAUUCUAACAAUCCAACCUUGACAGAAACUGUGAACAUGUAUGGGAAAUUUGAGGCAUCUGAGUCAAUAACGCAGAACCAAUUUCAGAACUCGAGGUUAGAAAGCCGUUCUUACAAUCCAAGCAUGACAGAAAUUGUGCAGGCACAAAGUCAAGGCCAGCACAGUGGAGAUGCUGGAAAAUCAAGUCUCUCCAUUGGUGGCCUUUUGUUGGGAGGCUUGGUAGCUGGACUAGGCUACAUGUUCGCACCCGAGAUAAGCAAGGCAGUUGAUGGUCUGAAGAAGUUUAGAGAUAAUUCUGAUGAUGAUUCAGAUGAACCAAAAAAGUGAGAAGCAUUUGCAGUUGAAUUCUGCCAUAAAUGAUGUUUCUGCUCAGCUUUGUGGAGAUGAUGCCCCCCUAAUGGAGCUGUAGUGAAUUCAGAUAAAAGCUGUAGCUUUAACGUCACAGAAUAUUUUGUUGAAAUUGCCAUAUAAAUUAUUACUACUUUUGUGUGAUUAGUACUGCAAAAACAGUGUUUGGAAUCUUUUAAUCCAUUUUGAUUUUCUGUUAGAUAUGGAUUAAGGUUGAUUGUGGAAAACUGUAUCAGCUAUUAAAACUAUCACAAUUGUUUGAACCUCUUUGCAAGUAAAUGUAAUUUAUUUCCCUAUACAUGUUAGAGAAGGUAAGUGUAAUUUCCCCCAUAUAUUAGUGAAAUAGAAAUGAUGAGUAAUUAGGUUGAAGAUUGAU